Nothobranchius furzeri (turquoise killifish) is the source of this 3754-nucleotide messenger RNA. RefSeq names its product syndecan 3 (gene sdc3). The record is from RefSeq and is a predicted model, not a curated record. Gene Ontology annotation, biological process: cell migration. NCBI's taxonomy places the organism in Eukaryota, Metazoa, Chordata, Actinopteri, Cyprinodontiformes, Nothobranchiidae. Gene Ontology annotation, cellular component: membrane; cell surface.
CCCUCCAAACUCAAAGGCCGGGCAGCAGCGCCAUACGGAACAUCCUGCGCUGAGCGGAGAGGGGGGAGGAGAGAGGAGAGCGUGCGCUGAGAGACAGACGGAGGUCUGGAGUCUCCCGGAUCCGAACUAUCAACCUCCAGAACUCUGAGAACCAGAGAGAGAGAGAGGAGGGCUGGUGGGAACCUCGGUGUUGAUUAAAGAGCCCGACCAGGAGGAGGACUGAUGUUCGCGCUCUGAAGUUGGACACGCUACUACCGAGAGCCCGGGAGCCAGCACACGCACAGCAGGAGCAGCCCGGUUCACCUCCCCGAACCCCCGCUCCUCCCUGCUCUCCCCUGAAGGCGGCGGCGGCACCGGGAGGCUGCGCCCACGAGUCCCGAACCAUGAAGCUGCCUUGGAUGUUUGCGCUCACGGCGCUGCUGGCGCACGCGACGGGACAGACGUGGUCCCCGCCCAUUGACGACGAAGGCUCUGGGAAGGACGACUAUUACGAUGAUGAGGACCUCUACUCGGGCUCCGGCGGCUCUGGAUUUCCUGAUAUCACUAUGAGGCCAACAUCAGUGUCUUUCACCACAGAAGAGCCCCUCCUCUUCUCAACCACCCAGGCAACAAGCCCCGCCCCCUCUGCCUCACCUGCAGCCGAGCCCAGCCCCAGUCCAGAAGACGCCACCGUGGCCACCCCGCUGCCCACUGAGGCCGACGGGGAGAGCGGCGUUUUCUAUGAGCAGGAGACGGAGAAGGAGAGGGACCGAGAGAGCGAGCUGGAAAGAGAGAGACAAAUGGAAAGAGAGCGAGAAAGAGAGAGGGAGCGGGAGAGGGUCCGAGAACUAGAGAGGGAGCGGGAGAGGGAAAGGGAGCGGGAACGUGAAAGGGAGCGGGAGAGGGAACGAGAGAAGGAGCGGGAGAGGCAGAGAGAGUUGGAGAAAAUCCGGGCGGCUCAGACCACCGCCGUUCCCGUGGUAACCAGCGACCCAACAACCAGCGCCACAGAGAGUCGAGAACCCUCCGCUGGUCCUGAUGACCUCAGCAUCACAGAGGAGGACGAGGGGGACGUGUACCUGUCUCCGGAGCCCACCUCGCCUUACGAAUGGGAAUUUACCACCUCGGAUUAUGACGCGCUCGCCACAGAGAGCACGCCUGAACCCACAACACCUUCACCCUCCACCACAGCCAAAACCAGAUUCCCCUUCAGACCCAGGGUUCCCAUGACGACUGCUACACGGGCAGCGCCAACGGAGAGAACGACCCGCCCACAGCGGCCCACAACGACGCAGGAGAGUACCAACGAGGUGGGCCCUGCAGGACCCAGCGGAGACUUCGAGAUUCCCGAAGAUCGGCGUAACGGCCUGGGCCGAGGCGUGAUCCCUGUGGAUCCGGAUCUGAUUGGCAACACGGUGGAUGGAGGUAGUUCUGCUGCCCAGCUGCCUCAGAAAAACAUCCUGGAGAGAAAAGAGGUGUUAAUAGCUGUGAUUGUGGGAGGUGUGGUGGGCGCCCUGUUCGCCGCCUUCCUGGUGAUGCUGCUGGUGUACAGGAUGAAGAAGAAGGACGAGGGCAGCUACACGCUGGAGGAACCCAAACAGGCCACAGUCACCUACCAGAAACCCGACAAGCAGGAGGAGUUUUACGCGUAACACUCGUGUUGCCGAGGAGACACGCGGCUCACCUGAGGAGAAGCGAGAGAAGAGAGAAAGAUACUCUAAAGCCCUCCCCCUCCUCCCCUCCUCUUCCCCCUUUACCUCCUCAUCCCUCGCCUUUCUCUCUGGGGACUUUCUUUUCAAUGAAAAUGAAAAAAAGAGGACAGAAACUGAAAAAAAAUCCAAAUUUAUUCAGAAAAAAAUAACACACACAGACACGAGAUGUUUUUAAAAGUACCUGUUGUUAUUAAUAUUCUGCAGAUCCUCUUGUUCUGUAUGUAAUGAUAUGAUUAUUUUGUAAGAAAAGCAAAAACAUUCUCUUUAACUUGUGUUUUCAAACACGCGCGCGCACACACACAAAAAUAAGCUCCUCUUGUGUUUCUACUGAGCAAGUAUAAAGAGGAGGGGGAGGGGCUUGAAGAGAACAAACACACCCUGAGGGUCUGGUUGGCCUGCGCAGAGUCGGGAUCAAAGGUGAGCGGAAGGGUCUCUUUUGUGCCUUCCGUCGUUUUGGUUCUCAGACGCACAUUUACACACACACACACACACACACACACACACACACACCCCGGUAUCUGCUGGAAGGUGGCUCUGACCUCAUGCUCUACUCGGCCAACCAGAAAACGGUGCUCAACCAUCGCCGUGUUCCUGUCGGCGAUCCGGUGGCCCCUCUCUGCUCCUCUGAGCUGUACAAAGACUAGUUAUGGAUAGUAAUAAUAAUAAUAAUCAAUAAUAUAUCAAUGUUUUUAUGAGGGAAGUUGGAGCAAUAAUAAUGAAACUGGAGGAUGUGUAAUUAGCAUUUAAAGAAGAAACAUUUAUGUGUAAAUAUCAGCGUAUCCUUUCUGGCGUCACUCACCAUCUGCAUGAUCAUGAAGCGUUUUUGACUCGUCACGUCAGACGAGCUGUGCUCCUGCCACGUGCACACACCACACGGACUCUCCGACCAUCGCCACCACCCACCCGCCUUCGGGGUCGUUUGUUUUUGACCGGUCUGUGAAAGCACAACCACCCGCUCCCUCUCUGUCCGCAUGCCUCGUGUCGUUUUCCCCUCUGCCACCGGUUGCCUCUCCGUUUGGAGACGAGGAGGGGCGAGGAAGUGGCUCCCACGUUCGCCGAGGUCAGGACGUUCAGCUUUCACUCGCUGUGGGACCAUGUUGUCGGGGGGGGGGGACAGGUGAAGCGACAGAUCACAGUGCUUCUGUCGAAUAGAUUGUAACUAAAUCCACACCAGUGUGACUGGGUUAGUAGCUUCUCUUAAACGCUGUACUGUAGAACAAGAAACCACAUGGGAGUCAAAACCUUACGUGUGUGUGUGUGUGUGUGUGUGUGUGAAGAAAAGCGGGGUGUGUUAAAGUUGGAAUGUACUGUGGUCGAGUGUGUGUUUACCUUGUCAUGCUCGUCCACAGAUGGUAACACACCUGUGUUAAAUCACCUUCAACCGUUUGAGAAGGUGUAUGUCUACACCUCAUCUAAGCCCACCUCCUCACCUGUGUGUGUGUGUGUGUGUGUGAGUGUGUGUGUGAGUGAGAGAGAGAGAGAGACGGCUUCACUUUGGUGUUUCACAGCACACUCUUGUGUUCACCACACCUGUCUGUCCAAAUGUGUGUGUGUAUGUGUGUGUUUGCAUGUUUUCACUGCUGAAUGUGGGGCGUCGCGUUCCUGAACGUCUCUCUCUCUCUCUCUCCCUCUCACUCUCUCUCUCUCACACACACAGUGACUGUCUCUUUGCCAUCUGUCUGGCUUGUCUGCCCGUCCGUCCUUCCGCCCGUCACAGAGACGGAUGGACAGAGAUGAGGCGCCACCUUCUCUCACGGACAGGGAUGAUUUGCACGUCGUCUUUUCUAAAGUGACUGUCAAAAGUUUGUACCCAUCUACGCCUGCGUAGCCAAAUAAGUGUGUGAAAGAGGUUAUAUUUGUAAGUGUGUGUGUGUGAGUGAAGCCCAGCGGAGGCUAAACUUCUCUGUUUGCUGUUCCAUUCCUGUUUUUAUACAUUUGCAUUUUUUUAAAAGGCUGAGUUUCUGUCAUUGGCUGAGUGAGUGCGAGGAGGCGGAUCCUCCACGCCACCGCCCUGUCACUAAUCUGCCACUCUGUUACAAAUAAAAACAACCUGAUUGGGUAAA